GGAAAGGCCGGCGGGGUGAGGGCCAGGCGGGCGCCGAGCAAAGUAGGGUGGGAGCGUGCCUGGUUGCCAGGUGACAGGAGGGGGAGUUCCUGUUGCUUAGUGACUGGGAGAGGGCCUUGUCAGGUGAAGGGAGGAGAGAACCCUGGUUAUUGACAAGGGGAAGUCUUUCGUUGCUAGGCGACCAGAAGAGACCCUGUUACCCAGAGACGAGAAAGGAGGAGUCCUCCAUUGCUAGCAGGAGCUGAGGAGGGCAUGUCUCAGGCGCCGGAAGCGAGACCAAGAUCACCCUCAGUGUAUCACGAGCGGCAGCGGCUAGAGCUGUGUGCCGUUCACGCUCUCAACAACGUCCUCCAAGAGCAGCUCUUUAGCCAGGAAGCUGCCGACGAAAUCUGCAAGAGGCUAGCCCCAGAUUCCCGGCUGAACCCCCAUCGCAGUCUCUUGGGCACCGGCAACUAUGAUGUCAACGUGAUCAUGGCUGCCCUGCAGGGCCUGGGCCUGGCCGCUGUGUGGUGGGACAGGAGGAGACCCCUGUCCCAGCUGGUCCUGCCCCAGGUACUAGGCCUGAUCUUGAACCUACCCUCUCCUGUGUCGCUGGGGCUGCUGUCCCUGCCACUGCGCCGGCGACACUGGGUGGCCCUGCGCCAGGUGGACGGCAUCUACUAUAAUCUGGACUCAAAGCUACGGGCGCCUGAAGCCCUGGGGGGCGAGGAUGGUGUCAGGGCCUUCCUGGCAGCUGCCUUGGCUCAAGGCCUGUGCGAGGUGCUAUUGGUGGUGACCAAGGAGGUGGAGGAGGCUGGCUGCUGGCUGCACACAAGCUGAUGUACUGCCUGGGAAGGGUUGCCUGCUGCCACGUUCCUGUGUCCAGUGCCUGAAAAGAACCUGUAACUUCAGGCCUCAGGAGGCCUGUCCUGCCCCAGUGUCCCCACUCCCCUGACCACUGCUGCCUCAAUAAAUCUGCUCUUUUGUUA
This is a messenger RNA of Rattus rattus (black rat), 968 nucleotides long. RefSeq names its product Josephin domain containing 2 (gene Josd2). The transcript is spliced from 5 exons. Gene Ontology annotation, biological process: protein deubiquitination. The record is from RefSeq and is a predicted model, not a curated record. NCBI's taxonomy places the organism in Eukaryota, Metazoa, Chordata, Mammalia, Rodentia, Muridae. Bases 253 to 819 code for a protein of 188 amino acids. Gene Ontology annotation, molecular function: cysteine-type deubiquitinase activity.